AUGAAAGGUCAAUCUAUUGCAGCAAUCCUACAGCGUGUCUUAUCUGCCUCGGUAACGGUAGAAAAAGAGGUGGUUUCCUCAAUAGGCAAAGGAGUCCUAGUCUUCGCCGCCGUAGCCCCUGGUGACACGGAAAAGGAAGCAGAGGCUCUCGCAGCUAAAGUGCUGAAAUUGAGAUUAUGGGAUGAUGAUACUGGAGGAAGAUGGAGGAAGAGCGUGGUGAAUAUUGGUGGUGAGGUACUGUGCGUUUCCCAAUUCACCCUACUUGCCUCUACUAAGAAGGGCAACAAGCCCGACUUCCACGGAGCAAUGGGAGGAGAAGAGGCCAAGAGACUCUAUGAAUACUUUUUCCGAAAAGUCCAGCAAGGCUAUGUGGCCGAUAAGGUAAAGAACGGAGUGUUUCAGGCCAUGAUGGAAGUCGCCUUGGUAAAUGAUGGGCCUGUCACAUUGGAGCUGUCAGCUGGUCAGAAACCUACACCCGCACCAACACCCAAAGAAACGCCAACACCAGUGUCGGGGCCAAGUAAAUAG
Molecule: messenger RNA, 528 nt
Organism: Annulohypoxylon maeteangense
Lineage: Eukaryota; Fungi; Ascomycota; Sordariomycetes; Xylariales; Hypoxylaceae
Product: D-Tyr tRNAtyr deacylase-like domain-containing protein
Exons: 5
Coding region: 1-528 (175 amino acids)
Biological process (GO): tRNA metabolic process
Cellular component (GO): cytoplasm
Molecular function (GO): D-tyrosyl-tRNA(Tyr) deacylase activity
Source: RefSeq, a predicted model, not a curated record